GCUUCCUGUACAGUCAUGACAUCAUCCUCCUGCUCAUAUAUAUAUUGGGGAUGGCCAGAGCAUCUCUCAUAGUUCACUCCCUUUCAAAGCCAGCUAAAGGCUAGAGCAAGCACCGGGAAAGCACCUUCAGUGUCUUCCUGGCUGUGUGGACCUGCUAUCAGAAGGCUGAGAGAUGAUGAUAGGAAUGAACCUCCAGCUGGUGUGCCUGACACUCCUGGCUUUUAGCUCCUGGAGUCUGUGCUCAGACUCAGAAGAGGAUGUGAGAGCAUUGGAGGCAGGUUUAUUGACAAAUAUGCAUGCAUCAAAGAUCAGUAAAGCAAGUGUGCCCUCUUGGAAAAUGACCUUGCUAAAUGUUUGCAGCCUUAUAAAUAACCUGAACAGCCCAGCCGAGGAAGCAGGAGAUAUGCGUGAUGAAGAUGUUGUUGGGAAAAGGAAACUUCCCCUUGUUCUAGAUGGUUUUAGCCUGGAAGCAAUGCUGACCAUAUUCCAGCUCCAGAAAAUCUGCCACAGCCGGGCCUUUCAACACUGGGAGAUAAUUCAGGAAGAUAUCCUUGAUAAUGGCAAUGACAAAAGUGAGAAGGAAGAUGUGAUAAAGAGAAAAAUCCCUUAUAUUCUGAAAAGGCAGCUGUAUGAGAGCAAACCUAGAAGGCCCUACAUACUCAAGAGGGGCUCCUACUAUUACUGAAAAGUUACUUCUUAACAUGUGAUUGUGACCAAUCACCCUUUAUCUAGAUAUAUAAUCAUAUCUUUACCUAGAUAUAUAAUCAUAUGUGUACAAAUGUGUGAGAACUUAAUUAUUUCAUCUCUUCCACAAUUGUGGCUUAAUGGAUGUGAUUCUUCUGCAUUCAUGUAAAUUUGACUGACUGUUUUCAAAUAAAUGUAUAUCCUGGGCAUGUUGUGUUCUGCAUAAUUGAAAUAGAUAAAAAUCAUAUAACAUAUAGAUUGUUUUGUAUUUUUGCAAGAAAUAUUAUAGGUUGUAUGAACAGUCACAACAUUUGGCAUUACAGCAAAGUAAUAAAGCAAAGAAAUGAGCAUUCAUCGUUAACCUAAA
Meriones unguiculatus (Mongolian gerbil) is the source of this 1051-nucleotide messenger RNA. It is a transcript of the gene Nts, whose product is annotated as neurotensin. Gene Ontology annotation, molecular function: neuropeptide hormone activity. Gene Ontology annotation, cellular component: extracellular region; axon terminus. NCBI's taxonomy places the organism in Eukaryota, Metazoa, Chordata, Mammalia, Rodentia, Muridae. The record is from RefSeq and is a predicted model, not a curated record. Bases 173 to 685 code for a protein of 170 amino acids. The transcript is spliced from 4 exons.